Messenger RNA from Penicillium lagena, 1554 nucleotides. Its product is annotated as putative sterol o-acyltransferase (APE2). The record is from RefSeq and is a predicted model, not a curated record. Gene Ontology annotation, cellular component: endoplasmic reticulum membrane. The coding region runs from base 1 to 1554 and encodes 517 amino acids. The transcript has 7 exons. Gene Ontology annotation, molecular function: ergosterol O-acyltransferase activity. Gene Ontology annotation, biological process: ergosterol metabolic process. Lineage: Eukaryota; Fungi; Ascomycota; Eurotiomycetes; Eurotiales; Aspergillaceae.
AUGUCUACUGCCAUCUCCCACGAGGACUCGAACCUACGGCCACGAGCUGUUCCUCUGCAGUCCGAUCCGAAGUCUGAGUCGACGCUCUCUCCUGCGGCCUGGAAGCUCCCCCUAGACAACAGUGGUCGGUCCACCCCCGUUCCUGAGGAUGCGCCACCCUCUGCGCGGUCCAUCUCCACAGCCAGGAAGCAGGUGCGGGCGCGCAACCGCCUGUUCUACACCAUCGACUAUGUGCCACGCGUAUCCCACUUUGAUCCGGAGAGCGACUACCACAAUUUCAGGGGCUUCUUCACCCUCUUCUGGAUUGGACUGGCUAUUAUGGUAGGGACGACGAUGCUGCGCAACAUCAAGGAUACUGGAUACCCACUGCGCGUGCGGGUGUGGAGCUUGUUGACGGCCAAUCUGUACGAGAUGGCGCUUAGCGACCUGGCAAUGGUGUGGCUACGGUGGUCUCGCGCGGGGAUAGUGAUUCAGAGUGUGGGCGAGGCACUGUGGAUGUUUCUAUGGCUCAACUGGCCAUUCAUGCGCCAUUGGACCUGGACUGCCCAGGUUUUCUUCACGCUGCACCUCCUGACCAUCCUAAUGAAGCUGCACUCCUAUGCUUUCUACAAUGGGCACCUGAGCGAAACCCAGCGCCGCUUGGCAGCUCUGGAUAAACCAGGCGAGAUCAAACCCGAAUGCCCCAUUGCAGUCCGAUACCCGGAGACACCACGACGUCGGCCAUCCAUGAAAAUGCAGCAGGACCAUGAAGAAGGCCACCCGACCGAACCCCUCGACAAGUUGCGCGAGGAUCUGGCCACCGAGCUGACUUCCCCACUGGGCAACAUCUCCUACCCACAGAAUCUCCAUGUGGGAAACUAUAUCGACUUCCUCUUCUGUCCAACGCUGUGCUAUGAGCUCGAGUACCCGCGUAAUCCCGAGCGGCGCUGGCGAGAAAUCGGAUACAAGGCCCUAGCUGUGUUCGGAUGUAUCUUCCUGUUGACUCUGACCAGCGAAGAAUUCAUUCUCCCCGUCCUGAACGAGGCCCACGUCCAGCUGGACCUUUACGACAGCGUGGCAGACAAAGCACUCAUCCUCGCAGAGUCCAUCAGCAUGCUCCUGUUCCCGUUUUUGCUGACUUUCCUGCUGGUGUUCCUGGUCAUUUUCGAAUACGUCCUCGGCGCAUUCGCAGAAAUGACCCGGUUUGCGGACCGGCAUUUCUACUCAGACUGGUGGAACUCGUGUGACUGGCUCGAAUUCUCCCGAGAAUGGAAUGUCCCCGUGCACCACUUCCUCUUCCGGCACGUCUACUUCCCCUCGCGCUCGCACUUCUCCCAGCCCGUCGCCAUGCUCAUCACGUUCCUGGUCAGCUCUCUGGCCCACGAGCUGGUCAUGAGCUGCAUCACGAAGAAACUGCGCGGAUACGGCUUCGGUGCUAUGAUGCUGCAGCUGCCUAUCGUUGCCGUGCAGAAGUCCCGGUUCUUCCGGGGUCGGACGAUUCUCAACAAUGUCUUUUUCUGGUGCUCCAUGAUUCUGGGCCUGUCUAUGAUGUGUGCUUUCUAUGUUCUGAUCUAA